AUGGCAUCUCUGGGCUCCGGCUUUUGGUCCUUCGGAUCUGAAGAUGGCUCGGGGGAUCCCGAGAACCCCGGCACAGCCAGGGGCUGGUGUCAGGUGGCCCAGAAGUUCACGGGAGGCAUCGGAAACAAACUGUGCGCCCUGCUCUAUGGAGACGCCGAGAAGCCGGCGGAGAGCGGCGGGAGCCAGCCCCCGCGGGCCACCUCCCGCAAGGCCGCCUGCGCCUGCAACCAGAAACCCUGCAGCUGCCCCAAAGCGGAGGUCAACUAUGCAUUUCUACACGCAACAGAUCUGCUGCCAGCGUGUGAUGGAGAAAGGCCCACUUUGGCAUUUCUGCAAGAGGUUAUGGACAUUUUGCUUCAGUAUGUGGUGAAGAGUUUUGAUAGAUCAACCAAAGUGAUUGAUUUUCAUUACCCUAAUGAGCUUCUUCAAGAAUAUAAUUGGGAAUUGGCAGACCAACCACAAAAUUUGGAGGAAAUUUUGAUGCAUUGCCAAACAACUCUAAAAUAUGCAAUUAAAACAGGGCAUCCAAGGUAUUUCAAUCAACUUUCUACCGGACUGGAUAUGGUUGGAUUAGCAGCAGACUGGCUGACAUCAACAGCAAACACUAACAUGUUCACCUAUGAAAUUGCUCCAGUAUUUGUGCUUUUGGAAUAUGUCACGCUAAAGAAAAUGAGAGAAAUCAUUGGCUGGCCUGGGGGCUCUGGCGAUGGGAUAUUUUCUCCUGGUGGCGCUAUAUCCAACAUGUACGCCAUGCUGAUCGCGCGCUUUAAGAUGUUCCCGGAAGUCAAGGAGAAGGGGAUGGCUGCCGUCCCCAGGCUCAUUGCCUUCACGUCUGAGCAUAGCCAUUUUUCUCUCAAGAAGGGAGCUGCAGCCUUGGGCAUUGGAACAGACAGUGUGAUUCUGAUUAAAUGUGAUGAAAGGGGGAAAAUGAUCCCAUCUGACCUUGAGAGAAGGAUCCUUGAAGCCAAACAAAAAGGGUUUGUCCCUUUCCUUGUGAGCGCCACGGCUGGGACCACUGUGUAUGGAGCCUUUGACCCCCUGUUAGCGGUUGCUGACAUUUGCAAAAAGUAUAAGAUCUGGAUGCAUGUAGAUGCAGCUUGGGGUGGGGGAUUACUGAUGUCUCGGAAACACAAGUGGAAACUAAGCGGCGUGGAGAGGGCCAACUCUGUGACCUGGAAUCCGCAUAAGAUGAUGGGCGUUCCUUUGCAGUGCUCUGCUCUCCUGGUUAGAGAAGAGGGAUUGAUGCAGAGUUGCAACCAGAUGCAUGCCUCCUACCUCUUCCAACAAGAUAAACACUAUGACCUGUCCUAUGACACUGGAGACAAGGCCUUGCAGUGCGGACGCCACGUUGAUGUUUUUAAACUCUGGCUAAUGUGGAGGGCAAAGGGGACCACAGGAUUUGAAGCACAUGUUGAUAAGUGUUUGGAGCUGGCGGAGUAUUUAUACAAUAUCAUCAAAAACCGAGAAGGUUAUGAAAUGGUGUUUGAUGGAAAGCCUCAGCACACCAACGUCUGCUUCUGGUACGUACCUCCGAGCCUGCGUGUCCUGGACAAUGAUGAAGAGAGACUGAGCCGCCUCUCCAAGGUGGCUCCCGUGAUUAAAGCCAGGAUGAUGGAGCAUGGGACCACGAUGGUGAGCUACCAGCCCUUGGGCGACAAGGUCAACUUCUUCCGCAUGGUCAUCUCGAACCCUGCAGCAACUCACCAAGACAUUGACUUCCUGAUUGAAGAAAUAGAACGCCUUGGACAAGAUUUGUAA
Messenger RNA from Budorcas taxicolor (takin), 1758 nucleotides. RefSeq names its product glutamate decarboxylase 2 (gene GAD2). The transcript is spliced from 16 exons. Gene Ontology annotation, molecular function: pyridoxal phosphate binding; glutamate decarboxylase activity. Lineage: Eukaryota; Metazoa; Chordata; Mammalia; Artiodactyla; Bovidae. The coding region runs from base 1 to 1758 and encodes 585 amino acids. The record is from RefSeq and is a predicted model, not a curated record. Gene Ontology annotation, biological process: GABA shunt. Gene Ontology annotation, cellular component: cytoplasm.